CUUUCCCUCCCUUCGCUUCGUGACAAACUUCCAACUUCUCUUUACCCACGCAUUCUGGACGUUUCCAAGACCCCGAUUCUCCCAUCGCCAACGGUCUACAUCGGUCUUGACUCGCCUUCCAUUCCAUUGCUAUUCUACCCAAACCACUAACCCCUCAGCACCAUGGCUGACCAGGAGGGACUCGAGGACGAUCUCUUCGCGGAUCUUUACGAUGCCGACGAAUCCACAAACCGUGCAACUUCCGCAGUGGAGGCUCCAAAGCCUGCUGAGCCUGUCCCGGCAGCAGUCCCUGCGCAAGAGUCCGCCGUCCCGAGCUAUGACCCUUCGCCCGUGGACACGUACCCUACAUACGCCGCUCCCCAGCAAGACUACAGCGCAGGUGGCUACAAUGGGGCGGAUCAUGCCCACACCCAGCACUCUGCGGUGGGACACCCGGUGGAACACGAAGAGUCCAGAUCAGGAACGGGAAUCAAAGAAGACGGAAAAAUGUUCAUUGGUGGAUUGAACUGGGAGACCACAGAUCAAUCUCUUCGUGACUACUUCUCGCAAUUCGGUGAGGUCCAGGAAUGUACUGUGAUGCGUGACAGCGCCACCGGCCGCUCUCGUGGCUUCGGUUUCCUUACUUUCCGUGACCCCAAGACUGUCAACACGGUCAUGGUGAAGGAGCAUUACCUAGAUGGCAAGAUCAUCGAUCCCAAGCGCGCCAUCCCUCGCGACGAACAAGAGAAAACGAGCAAAAUCUUCGUCGGCGGCGUCAGCCAAGAAGCCACGGAACAGGACUUCAAACAAUUCUUCACCCAAUUCGGCCGCGUCAUCGACGCAACGCUCAUGAUCGACAAGGACACCGGCCGCCCCCGCGGCUUCGGUUUCGUCACUUUCGACAGCGAAGCCGCGGUCGAGAACGCACUCUCCCGCCCCCUCGAGAUCCUCGGCAAAACCAUCGAAGUCAAGAAAGCCCAGCCACGUGGUAACCUGCGGGACGAGAACCGCGGCGGCCGCGGCGGUCGCGAUAACUACCGCGAUAUGAAUCAGGGCGGGGAUUCGGGCCCACAGCAGGGUGGUGCUGGGGCUGGACAGCAGGGCAUGGCGGGUGGUAUGACACCGCAAAUGAUGGCACAGUAUUGGCAGCGUAUGCAGCAGUACUUUGCCAUGAUGCAGCAGCAGAUGGCCAUGGGCGGUGGACAAAUGAACAUGGGCGCGAUGAAUCCGGCUAUGCUUCAGCAAAUGCAGCAGAUGCAGAUGAAGCAGAUGCAGCAGAUGGGCGGUGCCCAGCAACAGGGGCAACAGCAGCCCGGCGGUAUGAGUCCGAACCCGGCCUCGCCCGGCGCUCAACAGGCCAUGCCCAAUAUGAUGAACCCGGCCAUGAUGCAGCAAAUGCAGCAGGGUCAACCCCAGGGCCAACAGGGCGGAGCAGGCGGUAGUGACGGCGCCAGUCCCGGCGCGGGAUAUAACCGCCAACAACCCGGUGGACCGGGCUACAAUGCGCAGGAACAAAUUGCCUUUGAACAGCAGAAAUACGAGCAACAGCAGCGCCGCGUGAUCGAUCCCAGCCGCGGUUACUCGCCAUAUCAGCAGGGUGGCCCGACUUCAUGGGAGGGUAUGUAUGACGAGGUCCCUCAGCCGAACAUCCCCACCGGUCCGCAGGGUAUGGUUCGUGGUGGUAGCAUGGGUCGUGGCGCAACCCCCCAACCAAGCGCCGCCCCCGCCAACGCCCCAACGGGCCCACGCAACGCCGGCAAGCCCGGCGCAAACUACCGCGGCGGCGGCCGUGGCGGACACCGUGGAUUCCAUCCUUAUUCUCGGUAAUAAAAGAAGAAAAAAAAAAAAAAAAAGACCAGCUUAGGCUUGGCUGUGCCUGUAUUCAGAUCGUAUCCGGGAGGACAUCUGGGAGUAUCUAGUCUAGUCCCGCUUCCUCGGGGCCUGGGGUUAUGGGGUUUUCUUUUCUUGUUUCUUCUAUGCUAUGUCUUCCUUCUUCUUCCUCUUUCCUCUUCCACCUGUCACCUGUUAUACUUAUCCAUGAACAUGACCCCGGGCCCUGGACUUGAAGUUGGAACUUACUGUUCUGUGCUGCUAUUCUUUCAAAUGCCACCCGCUACAUGCUACACUUUCCGUGUGCUUAUUCUUAUCCAUCUUCCUACUCCUAUUUCUUUUCCUGUUCCUGGUAUCCCAUUUCAAAAGGAACAUCCAGGGCUAUGGGUGCGGCUUUCCGGGCUUUUCUUCUCGUCCGUGUUUCUUCUACUUCGUUUUGUUCCCUUGUUCGUUUCUACGGGAAUCUGCGAGAGAUAUGCGAGGGGCAUGGUGGUGGUUUCCUCUUCAUUUUUCUCAAUUUCUUUGUCCAGAGUUAUCAAAAUGGGAUGUAUCUCUAUGUUUUUGCAUCGGGGGUGACAGAUUGGUCGUGGAUGGGGC
Penicillium brasilianum is the source of this 2406-nucleotide messenger RNA. NCBI's taxonomy places the organism in Eukaryota, Fungi, Ascomycota, Eurotiomycetes, Eurotiales, Aspergillaceae. The record is from the annotation of a GenBank genome assembly.